CAGUCACUCAGACCAGUAUAGUAGAAUUCUUUGACUUAAUAACAUAAUGUUUUCAUUAUUUCGAUGUGUUGUUCUGAUUUUCUUAACGUAUUUUUUCAUAAUUAAUAACGUCGUCAAUGCGCAACGAGCACAACGCGGACAGAGAUUACGUUUAUGUUCAAUAGUUAGUGUUCCAAAUUCUGUAGUGCGCUUUAAGCAUAAUUAUAAAAUUAUGCGUAUAAGUUGUGUGUCAGGAUUUACUUUGCAAGGAAGUAAUAUUGUCGGUUGUGAAAACGGCAAAUGGAAUGCAGAAAUUUCAGUUUGUACAAAAGAAGGGUGUCCAAAACCUGAAGCAAUACAGAAUGGGUUAGUAAUGCCAACUCGUUAUAAGGCCAAUCUUUAUUGCAAAGAUAAUUACAAAUUAAUUGGUGGUAGAGUCACCUAUUGCAAUGGCACACAUUGGGAUCGCCCUUUGGGCAGAUGUAAGGAAAUAAGCAAUCAAAUUCAAUUAGCAUGUGAUUUCGAAUCAGACGAUUUGUGCGGUUGGUCCCAUGACGAAACGCACAAUUUCGAUUGGAAGCGUGUAAUGGCAGCAAAUUUAUUUCAACAGCUUCGAACUGGACCGCAACACGAUCAUACAACAUUCACAGCUAAUUCGGGGCAUUAUAUGUUGAUGGAAAGUUUCGAUCAGCUGCCACAUACGAAUGCACGCUUAAUUUCUCCAGUUUACUCAAAAGCCAUAACAAAUAAUUACGGAUGUUUUCAAUUUUUCUACUUUAUGUAUGGAGCAGCAGUUGAGAGCUUAAAUAUUUACGUUAAGCCCGUAUCGGUGGAUAUGGAACAAAUGUUGCAGGAACCUGGAUUCAAGCACUUUAGUAUAACAGGAAAUCAAAAAAAUGUUUGGAAAGAAGGCCUUUUUAUUAUAAAACAAACAACAGAAAAUUUCCAAAUUGUUAUAGAAGGCACAGCUGGAAUAAAUCAUUUAAGUGAUAUAGCCAUCGACGAUGUAAAACUAAUGGAACAUUCCGAAUGCGUGGCACUUUCUUCAGAUGGAGUAACAAAAUCUCCCGAGUUUACAGAUUAUGCCAUUUUCGAUGUACAAUCAUGUGAAGGACGUUGCAAUGAAACUACCUCAUCGAAUUACGGUUUAACAAAUAUAAAAGGAGUAUUUUAUAAGUCUUGUGAUUGCCAUGAAGAUUGUGAAAAUCUUAAUACUUGCUGUCCCAACUAUCGAUCAAUCUGCGAAUUUGGUAAUAAUGCUGAACAAACAACAACUGAAAUAUCAGGGCCUGCAACAUUUAUUCAAUCUUCUUCAUCAACCAUUCCUCGAACUAAAACUACUUCUGCAACAACAACAACUUCUACUCCCAUUACUACAACAACUACUACAACAACUACUUCUUCUACUACUAAUACUCCUUCUACUUCCACUAUCACAGCUGUCAAUUUCACCAUUAAUUCUUUCAGUACUAAAACUUCUACAAUUCCAAUUGUAAAAAUGUUUACAAUUAUUAAUAGCGAUAAAUAUAGUAAACUUUCGACACAACAUAAAAUAGAAAUACCGGAAGCGAAAACAACAUUAACGACAGCGCCGAUUACAGUUGAAAUAGUCACUGAAAUGCAACAAACAGUUCCAGCCUUGAGUUCAACAACAUCAAGGACAACAACGUUUAAUGACAAUAAUGAAUUGUUUAUUUCAUCGUCUCCAGCUAAACCUAAGUUAUCGUUUCCUAGAAGCCCAGAAUCAAUGGCGAAUACAACAACGGAAAACAUUUUAUUAUUACGGAAAAACAAACUUAUAAUUUGGAAUAUACCAAAAUACAAGCCCAUCAAACAAAAUGGCAGUGGUUCCAGUUUAGGAAUAUUACAUUUGACUUUGAUCAUAGUUACUAUCUUAAUUGUUAUACUGGCAAUCAAACAUCACAAGCUGAUCAAAAGAUUCAAACAACGUCAUCUUGAUCGAUUUCUAAAAGAAGACAACGAAGAUGCAACAGUGUUAAUUUAUAAUCAAAACAAUGAAUUAUAAUUAAAGAGAUCUGAUAUGAAACAAAUAAAUUAUUUCAUGCAUUUGUGAAAUAAAUGCGAAAUAAACAAUUUU
Eupeodes corollae is the source of this 2077-nucleotide messenger RNA. RefSeq names its product MAM and LDL-receptor class A domain-containing protein 2-like. Bases 47 to 2005 code for a protein of 652 amino acids. Gene Ontology annotation, cellular component: membrane. NCBI's taxonomy places the organism in Eukaryota, Metazoa, Arthropoda, Insecta, Diptera, Syrphidae. The record is from RefSeq and is a predicted model, not a curated record. The transcript has 7 exons.